Messenger RNA from Colletotrichum spaethianum, 321 nucleotides. RefSeq lists its product as uncharacterized. The transcript is spliced from 2 exons. The record is from RefSeq and is a predicted model, not a curated record. Lineage: Eukaryota; Fungi; Ascomycota; Sordariomycetes; Glomerellales; Glomerellaceae. Bases 1 to 321 code for a protein of 106 amino acids.
AUGCUGGCCUACCGAAGACAAAUAUGCCACAAGCACAUAGAACCAAUAGCCGAUACCAGCAGCAGCAGCAGCAGCACCAGCCCGAGCCGCCUGGCCUUCACCAUCAUCGAUAGCCCACGCAUCAUCCUCGAGAACCUCCCACUCUGGAACCCCAACCUCACUGACAAGCUUUUUCUUGAGCUUGUCGGCAAGUUUCAAAAGGCUAGGAAGCUUGAAGCUGCGAACAAAUUCGGAUCCCUCCGCGCUACCAAGGAACGCCACCCCAACUGGUUGGGCCGUAACACGUGCUUCGUCGUGGGUGAUGAUGUCGGCGGGGGAUAG